AUGAUGGUUAAAGUAAAAAAGAUUAAGAAGAUCAAGACUUCCAAGAGUAUGUUUCAUUGAUAUAUUUCUGAUCUUGAUUUAGAAGUUCCUAAAAUUAAUGGAACCCUCGAGAAAGAUGAAGAGAAAACGCCAGUGUCUCAUAGGAAACAACUGCAACAGAUUGCUGAGAAAGAUCCAGAGUUCUUUAAAUUCCUGCAAAAGGAAGAUGCGGAUCUUCUUGAGUUCGAUGACAGUGAUGUGGAGAUGGGAGAAGACAUUGGUAAGUCGUUUAUUAUUAUUUUUUAGAUUUUCUUCUAGACGAAGAAGAAGAGGAAACGGCCGAAAGUUUAAAUAUUGGGAACAAAACGAUCUUUUUUGAAGUAGAUAAUGAUGAUAGAAAAGUUGUUAAUCUGCAAACAGCUGAACUGAUUGAAAAAGUAUUAUCUAGUCCCUCAGAAUAUCGAAGAAAUCUAAGGGCAGUGGUUAGGUUGGCUGUUCAAUCUUUCCAUGCCUGCGUUUGUAGGGUGGGAUCGAAUCUGGAGAAGGGAGAAUAUGUUGUCAAUGAGGACAGAGGUAACAUAAAUAAGAUAUGUUAGGUUUUUUAGUAUUUGAUUCGAUUGUUCGAAGUUGCCUAAAAUACAUGGGGCAUUGUUUGUUGUUGUUGAUGAAUCCUUUGGACGAGAAGCAAAAAGAGGUGAGAAUUAUCACGAUCAUGUUAUUUGUCUGACUUUAGAGCAAGAAUGCAAAGGCAAAACAAGGACAACCUGUUUUCAAAUACUUUCACAAAUACAAAACUGUAACCAAGGAAUACCUGAUCGCUCUGGUUGAGGUGAGUUUUCGAAUUUUCCUAAAAUUUUGUUUUAGUUUUUAGCUGAAGUUGGAGCUGAGGAUAUUUCUAUUGCGAUCAUCAAGUCGAUCGUCCCUUUGACUGACUUCUACUUACAUUUCCAGAAGAUUUGUCGACGUCUUAUCAAAGUAAGCAAGAAGACUUUAUGAUAAUAUUAAUUGCGUUGAACUUAUUCUUUGUUUUUUUUAGAACUUGGUGAGAGUGUGGAGUCAGAAGUCGAUGCAGGAACGAGUUGGCGCAUUUCUGGCGCUUAACAGAAUUAGUCAGAGUGAUGUUGAUCUUUACACAUUUGUGUAUAAAGCAAGUUUGUUGAUUAAAUGUAUAAUUUACUUGUUACUUUAGAGUUGUUAUGUCGCUUAUGUUUCGUCAUCUCGUCAAGUUACAACAGGAGCAUGGCAGAAUCUAUUAUUUAUGCAAAGGUCAUUUGCUGAGCUGACUUUUGUUAACCCUGCAGUCUCGUAUCAAUAUGUUUUUGUUUACAUUCGGCAGUACGCAAUCCACCUGAGAAAUGCAAAGAUUACAAAAAGAAAGGUAUUGUCAGUAAGCACCUUGAAGGUUUUCUCGGCUUUUAGGAUGUCAUCAGAACCGUUUACAACUGGCAAUUUGUCCUCGGGGUUUACCUCUGGGCGUCUGUAAUGAUAAGGUCAUCAAAGCAUCGUCACAUUUCUGAAGCCGUCGAUUGGAUCCGAGAACUUAGAUAUCCAUUGAUCCAAAUCGUUAUCGGCCUGAUCAACGUGUUCCCCACUUCCAGAUACAUUCCCCUUCGUCUUCAUUGUGUCCGAGUUCUUCUUCAAUUACAAGUCAAUUGUAAUGUUUACAUCCCAACUCUGGCCAUUACAGCUGACGUAAGGGAGGUUUUAGAUUGGAUAUUUGUCACUUUAGUUAUUGGACGACCUGAUCACAAUUGAUCUUAAAAAACCUAACAAUGUCAAGGUUUUACAAAGAACAACUCGGCUCAAAGACGUGAUCAGAUUGAAUCGGGAGAUGUUGGAAGAUUCCAAGUACCGGUCGAUGAUAGCUGAGGAGGUUUUUAGUGUGUUUUUGGAAGCUGCAUUUGUUGUACGAGCAAGUUUGGCAUUCAGCGGUCUUAUUAGGCCACUUAUUCCCGUUUUGAAAGUAAGUUUAAUACGUGGGACUAUUUAAUAACUCGAUUAAGGGUUUCAUAAAAGAAUGUAACAACAUUGAUCACAAGAAGUUGUUCAAAGCCUUGGAAUGCAAAUUAAAGGAGCAUGCCGAACAAUCUAGAUUAACUUUGGCCGCCCAUAAGAUCGAUCUAAAUGAUGCCAAUGAAAAUGUAAGUGUAUAAUAAGAUUCCUUUUAUGUUUCUAGUACAAACUCGAGGAAAUUCUGUCUUCUAAUUCAACUCCCAUUGCAAAAUAUUAUCAGGAUUGGCACAGAACUUCAGAAAUGAAAGAUCAAGCUACGAAAAGAGUAAGAGAAUUUAAAUGUUACUAGUCAUUAUGCAUUUUAGAUAGAGCAGAAGAGCCCAUUUAUUGAGAAGAAUAGAAAGCGGAAGACGAGAAAGACCAUACAUUGA
Molecule: messenger RNA, 2363 nt
Organism: Bursaphelenchus xylophilus (pine wood nematode)
Lineage: Eukaryota; Metazoa; Nematoda; Chromadorea; Rhabditida; Aphelenchoididae
Source: the annotation of a GenBank genome assembly